AUGAUAUUCAACGACUACAGCCAUCUGGAUACAUCUAUCAUUUUACCCCGCUUCUCUCUGCUUGACUGGCAGUUUCUUGAGAUGGGACUUCGUAGCUCGCGAUGUGCUCUCAUCAUCAAGGAUUUCGUCAAGUUUCUUUGGGGAUAUUCGCAAGGAAAACCUAAUAGGUGGACCUUAUUUGUGCAGCGUUUUAUAGCGACCUGGAAAUUUGUACCCGCUGUGAUGCUGCAUUUGGAUGAUUCAGAAACAGGAAAACAGCGUACGGAGAGAUCAGCGAUAUAUACUGGCUUUAUCGACGUCAGAAGACUCAGAAUUCACGCUAGAAUUCCCGGAAAUUUCAGAUUUUGGAGUGAUGCCGAUGCUGUCGCAAUACCACGUUUCCCCUUCGGCAUGCCGACUGUGGUGCAAGACGCAGGACUACUUGAAGGCGUUGCGAAUAUCACUUUGAUGCAGAGUAAUCGUGGUUGUAUCUGCUAUUUAUUUGAUUCGAGGGACAAACAAGCCACGUUGUUACAAAAAGGAACCAAUACUAUGAUAGGAAACGGACUCACUAAGGGAAUCUCCAACAUGUAUUUCACAACACAUAACGUUUGA
Messenger RNA from Morchella sextelata, 594 nucleotides. RefSeq lists its product as uncharacterized. Bases 1 to 594 code for a protein of 197 amino acids. NCBI's taxonomy places the organism in Eukaryota, Fungi, Ascomycota, Pezizomycetes, Pezizales, Morchellaceae. The transcript has 5 exons. The record is from RefSeq and is a predicted model, not a curated record.